AUGCCCAUCGGCAAUAUCUAUGUGAUUGCCUCCGUCGCCGUCGUCGGCGGUGGCCUAUUCGGCUUCGAUAUCUCGUCGAUGUCCGCUCAGCUCACGGAGAAUUCUUACAAGUGUUACUUUAACCAGGGGCCUAAGGGCCCGCCUUUCAACGAUGACUUAGAAUGUAGUGGUCCUACUUCUUUGAACCAAGGUGGUAUCACUGCUGCCAUGGCGGCUGGUUCCUGGCUUGGCGCCCUGCUUUCCGGCCCUAUUUCGGAUCGUAUGGGCCGAAAAUGGUCUAUCAUGCUGGGGUGUUUGAUUUGGAUUGUCGGAUCCGUCCUCAUCUGUGCCGCUCAGGACAUUGCUAUGCUGUGUGUUGGUCGCGUCAUCAAUGGUCUCUCCAUCGGUAUCGAGUCGGCGCAGGUCCCUGUCUACAUUUCCGAGCUGUCGCCUCCUUCGAAGCGUGGCCGUUUCGUCGGUCUGCAGCAGUGGGCCAUUACGUGGGGCAUCUUGAUCAUGUACUACAUUUCUUAUGGAACCUCCUUCAUUGGAGAGCAGAAUUCGCAACACUACAACCCAGCUUCCUGGCGUGUCCCCUGGGGUCUUCAGAUGAUCCCCGCCAUCUUCCUGUUCUGCGCCAUGUUCUUCCUGCCCGAGUCGCCCCGUUGGCUUGCGCGCGCUGACCGCUGGGAGGAAGCCCACGAUGUUCUCGCUCUUGUGCACGGCAAGGGAGACCGCGACCACCCCUUCGUUGCCCUCGAACUGCAGGACAUCCGCGACAUGUGCGAGCUGGAGCGCCAGCACGCGAGUGUUACAUACCUGGAUCUCUUCAAGCCCAAGAUGCUCAACCGCACUAUGAUCGGGUUGUUCUGCCAGAUCUGGUCCCAGCUGACCGGUAUGAACGUUAUGAUGUACUACAUUGGCUACGUCUUUGGAAUGGCCGGCUACAAAGGAAAUGCGAACCUCCUCGCCUCGUCCAUUCAGUACAUCAUCAACGUCGUCAUGACCCUUCCGGCCCUGCUUUGGCAAGACAAGUGGGGGCGUCGCCCUACCAUGCUGGUCGGCGCCUUCCUCAUGAUGGCCUUCAUGUUCGCCAAUGCCGGUAUCCUCGGCGGCGCCGGAACCAUCAUCCCCAAGUCCGAGCGGGACAGCCCUGAGCAGUCGAUGAGCGUCACCGGCUCCGCCGCUAAGGGCCUGAUCGCCUGUACCUACCUCUUCGUCGCCUCGUACGCCCCCACUUGGGGUCCCGCCUCCUGGACCUACCCGCCCGAGCUCUUCCCGCUCCGCCUGCGUGGUAAGGGUGUGGCCUUGGCUACCUCCGGUAACUGGGCCUUCAACACGGCACUGGGUCUGUUCACCCCGUCGGCCUUCACCAACAUUGCCUGGAAGACCUACAUCCUCUUCGGUGUCUUCAACUUGGCCAUGUUCGUGCACGUCUUCUUCAUGUUCCCCGAGACCGCUGGCAAGACCCUUGAGGAGACGGAGGCGAUGUUCGAGGAUCCCAAUGGCAUUCCCUACGUCGGCACCCCUGCCUGGAAGACCCGUGUUGCGACUAAGCAGACGGUCGCUCUGGAGCACGGCGACCUUGAGUCGGCGAAGGCCCACGAGGCCCGCACGACAACCAUUGAGACUACCGAGCACACUCAGUAA
Molecule: messenger RNA, 1629 nt
Organism: Penicillium chermesinum
Lineage: Eukaryota; Fungi; Ascomycota; Eurotiomycetes; Eurotiales; Aspergillaceae
Product: sugar porter family MFS transporter
Exons: 4
Coding region: 1-1629 (542 amino acids)
Biological process (GO): carbohydrate transport; transmembrane transport
Cellular component (GO): membrane
Molecular function (GO): carbohydrate:proton symporter activity
Source: RefSeq, a predicted model, not a curated record